Molecule: messenger RNA, 1546 nt
Organism: Nothobranchius furzeri (turquoise killifish)
Lineage: Eukaryota; Metazoa; Chordata; Actinopteri; Cyprinodontiformes; Nothobranchiidae
Source: RefSeq, a predicted model, not a curated record
AUGUUCAUCUGCUGCAGUAUGGCUGUUCUGAUGAUUGUGCUGACUUUUACUGUUCCUACAGGGGACAGCAUUGUUGGAGGUCGUGAGGCUGAACCCCACAGCAGGCCCUACAUAGUGCUUGUGGAGAGGACAAUGUACAAUAAUGAAACAAGAUACUGUGGUGGAUUCCUUCUGAGUGAAUACUUUGUGAUGACUGCAGCCUCAUGCCAAGCCAAAAUAAUCCAACAAAAUAAUUUGACCUCCAAGGUAAAUUUCAAUGACACAGUGCAACCUGUUGCACUGUCAGAUGGGUGUGACUGCUCACUGCCAAAAUCCUGUAGCGUCUCUGGCUGGGGACUGGUGAGAGCGGGUAGUUACAACAUGAAUCCUAAACUCAUGGAAAUCAAUGUAAAACUCAGGGUCCACAAGAAAUGCCUUGAAGUAAAUGCAUACUGCUCUGAAGGAAAGGACAGACCUCACGGGGUGUGAUUUUCCUGUCUAGUCAACAAACAACAAACAAAUGAACAUAGUGCAAACACACUCAAUAGUUUUCACCUUUUGCAUUCUGUAUUUGUCCUUUCAGGGGGAUGGUGGCAGUCCGUUUGUGAGGAUGGAAAGGUGUACAGAGUGGUGUCUACAGCUGGGAGGGCUCCCAUCAGACUCACAACUUAUGCCAAGAUGUCUGACCACGUGUUUCUGACAGAAUGGAUUUCUCCACACUUAAAAAAAAAUGCCAUUGAAAAAGAUACUAAGUGUUGCGCUGAUCUCUCUUUUUAAUUUUUUCCAUCACUCUGAGUAAAAUGUUGUUUCUUCUUUGCUGACCUGUGCGCACAUCUUUAAAAUAAGUAAAUAAAUGUGUUGAGGGUAUGCCCUCGUGAGAAAUUGCUGCGGUAAUUUUCUCCAAAAGACUGUGCUAAAUUGCUCUGAAAAGCAAAUAAUCACAUCAGCGCCAAGAAACUUCAUUUCCCAUGAUGCUUUGCACACGGAAGCAUUGUGAUGACGUCACCGCCUAAUACCAGAAACACGUUCUGCGCAUGUGCGGGAGCCCAUGGAGUUUUCCCGCGAGCUCAGACUAUAAAUCAUUAACAAAGACAAAGAAACUCCGUUCUUUUGCCCAGGAUAACUGGCGGUAAGGACACGCUCAUCGUACGCUCCGACUAACUUGAGCACGCGGGAAGUCUAAGUGCUCCAGUAGAGCUCCCGGAAACGCUGGAAAGCUAAGCUACAAGCCCAUCAGGUCUGUCCAACUGCUCGCUGCGCUAGCUGCUGAAGGGAGAACACAGAACCGGGCUGGGAAAUCAGCAACUCCGUCAAACUCACGGAGAACGCCGAAAACAGCGGAGAAGGCCAUCAAACCGACGGACGACGCCGAAAACUGCGGAGAAACACGGAGAACCGUCAAAUCAAACAGUGGGGGACGCCUUGCUGUUCUGGUCCUCUGGUGUUUGCAGCUGGUCUCCUCUGCUGGUGUCGUCAGGAUCAGGAGCUUCCAGAAGAAUGUGCCUUUCAAUGACUCUUUCCCCCUUAUUUGUUAUAUUAAUUAAAUAAAUCUCAAUUUAUAUAUUUA